Messenger RNA from Orbicella faveolata, 1110 nucleotides. RefSeq names its product dehydrogenase/reductase SDR family member 7-like. Gene Ontology annotation, molecular function: oxidoreductase activity. NCBI's taxonomy places the organism in Eukaryota, Metazoa, Cnidaria, Anthozoa, Scleractinia, Merulinidae. The record is from RefSeq and is a predicted model, not a curated record.
UGACGGUCAAUUUUCGCUUUUGUCACGGAUUGGUCACGUGUCUUGAAGUUGAAACCGAAAAACGCAGCAUAAUGGUCGGCCGAAAUUUCCUGGUUGCUGCAGUUUUUGUUCCUCUUGUUUGUUUCUUACUUUUCAAAUUCCAGGAUGGUGAUUUUAUAUUGAUGAUCUAUGAGAAGAUCGGUCAAGAUCCAGCGGUUGCCUUGCGAGGAAAAGUGGUCUGGAUUACUGGCGCUUCAAGCGGUAUCGGUGAAUAUUUGGCUUAUGAACUGGUCAAAUAUGGCUGCAAAUUAGUACUAUCUGCGAGAAGGAAGGCAGAAUUAGAGAGAGUCAAGAAAAAUUGUGCAGCCAUUGCCAUGACUCAUGAUUCCUUGUUUAAAAAAGAUCAAGAUAUUCUUGUCCUUCCUUUGGACUCACUAAAAUUUGAUACACAUGAAAAACUGACACAAGAUGUCCUCAAGCACUUUGGAAAGAUUGACAUUCUGGUGAACAAUGCUGGUAGGUCACAGAGAUCAUUGGUGGAAAAAACAUCAUUACAGGUCGAUAGAGCACUUUUGGAUUUAAAUGUUGUUGGUCCCAUCUCUUUGACCAAAGCAGUUCUCCCGCAUAUGAUUGAACAUCAUGAGGGACAGAUUGUGGUGGUUAGCAGUGUUGUGGGAAAGAUCGGGAUACCUUUCAGGGCAACUUAUUCAGCCAGUAAACAUGCAUUGCAGGGCUACUUUGAUACUGCACGGCUGGAGCUGGCUGAGCACAACAUUCAAGUACAGACUGUUCUGCCAGGACCUGUCAAGUCAAAUAUCAGUCGUUAUCUUUUCACCGAGAAUAUCAGUGAUGAGCGUAAAGAAAUGCCAAAUAUGUUGGACGAACAAAUGACUACUGAGCGCUGUGCAAAGUUAAUGGCAGUAGGCAUGGCAAACAAGUUGGAUGAAGUUUGGAUUUCAGAGAACCCAGCCCUACUAAUGGUCUAUUUAAACCAGUACUUGCCAAAUUUCUCUAGAUGGAUUUCUAAGAAGUUCCUAAUGGAAAGAUUGAGAAAACUUAUCAUGAACACGAAACCUUGAUCAGAAACCAACAAGUGAUAGACUUAGGAAAAUGGAAUGGUGAACAGUUGUG